Rubroshorea leprosula is the source of this 980-nucleotide messenger RNA. The record is from the annotation of a GenBank genome assembly. Lineage: Eukaryota; Viridiplantae; Streptophyta; Magnoliopsida; Malvales; Dipterocarpaceae.
AUUCAUUCCCUGUUUUUGAUUUCUCGUUUCUAGAAAACGGAGUCCCUUUGAAUUCGAGCACAAGAAAUGGCCGAUUACAGAAUGCCGCCGCAACGACCGGUUCUCCAGCAACCGCCUGGUUUUCCAGGCCCGAACGUCCCUGCCCAACCUCCUGCUGCUUUCGCUAGACCAGUACCGAGAAAAGUAGCCCUUCCAGUAUCCAUCAGUCCACAAAAGAAAAGCCGAAGCUGUUGUCGUACCUCCUGCUGCUAUUGCUGUUUUCUCCUCCUGAUUCUUAUCAUCCUCAUUGUAGUAUUUGGACUUGUCUUCUUCUUCUGGUUCAAUCCAAAACUCCCACUCUUCCGCAUUGAGUCUUUCAAGAUCUUAGACUUUAAUGUCACGUUAACACCCAACGGUAAGUACCUCGACGCCCAAACGGUGACCCAAAUUGAGUUCAGGAAUCCGAACGAGAAGAUAACGUUAUAUUACGGUACAAUGGAGGUGGACGUGAGUGUGGGGAAGGGCAGCGACGAGACUGAUUUGGGGACUGCGAGUUUGCCGGAGUUCACUCAGAGGAGUAUGAACAAGACGAGUUUGAAGGUAGAGACAAAAGUGAAAAACCAGAAGCUGUAUGGUGGAACGGGUGAGAGACCCCAAGCUCGGCUGCGAAGCAAGAAUUUGGUUGUGAACAUGGAGGUUCAGACGAAGGUAGGAGUGGGGCUGAGCCGGAUGAAGUUGGGCAUGUUGGGGGUGGCUGUGAAGUGCAGUGGAACCAUGAAGGAGCUGGACGGCGGUACCAUGCCCAAGUGUACCAUCACCUUGCUAAAAUGGAUUACCGUGCAUGUUUAGAUUUUUUUUCAAGCAAGAUGAAGACUGAUCUAAUAAUGGAUUCUACAUGAGAGAAUUCUUGAAGAUAUGUAUCUGCACUGGAUUCUAUUUCUAGAUAUAGAAUUUGGCUUUUUUCUAAUCUAUUUUAAUUAUAAUAAUAUUAUUAUUAUUUA